GAAACACCUUGUCAUCAACAACUAUUACAGGCCAGCCUCCUUGUCGGCACUUUCUCGUAGGGAGCAUCUUCUUCCUCUUUCAUCAUGAACGGAAUGAAAGGGAUGUUCAAGGAGGGCUGGCACCCCAAGGGCAAAAAUGGUGGAAAGGAGAGCUGGCGGGGUGACUUCAAAGGUAUCAACCAAGUGGCAGGAUGGAUGGGCAAGGGAAAGGAGGAAGAAGAGCAGGUCCAUGUUGCUCGGCCUCUAAAUACACUUCGAGACCCGGCGGAAUUUGGACCACCACCCAAACGGGGUGUUGUGUCUUCGCAGAGACCAAUCUCUGAUCGAACAUCCUCAACAUCAUCAUACGACCGAUCUGUGCAGAAUCAACCCGUAGUGGUUGAAGCAGAGAGUGAUGAAGGCCCACGCCCUGCAUUGCCGUCCCGCCCGAGCAGAACAGCUUCAUCAACCAACGUUCCACCACCACCACCAGUUAGGCGCGUCAAGUCUACAGCAGACCCAGAGACGAUUAAUCAUACACUGCCAAGACCGGAAGCCCCCCCUCUUCUUCCUCCCCGACUUCCUCCACGAACCAAUUCCAUACCGUCAACGUCACCUUCCCCGCCGUCGCCUGCGUAUUCGGCAGCAUCACCGUCGGAAGCAUACUCAGAGGGAUAUGUGAACCAGGAGGCUGCGUCCCGCCUCUCCAGUGCUGGUGUUUCUGUUCCUGCUCUAGGGAUCGGCAAUGAUGGCAAUGCGUAUGGAAGAGAUAACAGACAAAGGAUUGAUCUGGUGCAGCAGGCGCCAGUCAACGAACUGCAGGCUCGUUUCUCACGCAUGACGACGAAAUCUUCCUCCUCGCUAUCCCCCGCUCCAACGUCCAAUUAUUCGUCACCCGGUACCCCUUCCAACUCGACUAGAUCACCACCGCCGCCGCCAGUUUCACGGGUUGAUACGAGCCGGUCAAUGUCAAGCAGUAAUGGAGAAGGCUUGCCUCGGAAGAAGGCACCGCCUCCACCACCUCCUAAAAAGGCAUCAAUAAGAGCCCUGCCUGUCAAUGCCCAGGCUUCUAGUCCUCCACCAAUUCCCCAUGGAACCAAACCACGUUGAGCGGUGUAUUCCUGGCCAUGCGGGGCUGGCAUUUAAAUCUACAAGUAGAUUUGUAAUAUUAUUUAUCACAUCUGGCAUUAUAGUAUAUGAUCUCUUCUUGGAAGGCAAAGGUCUAGAUUGAGUAGUUUAGGAAAAUUGACGACAAAACUGGGCACGCUGAUAUCAUGGUGUGCAUCCUAUGAAUGGAUCAAGCCUGCUGCCAUCAGGUUCAUCCAGAAAAGACUAGAGAGAUUUUUUCCUGCUUAUCAGUAUUACUGCAUGGUUACUUGGCCUGAGGCUCAUCUGUCCGAGGACUUUGACAGGCUCGAAACACCAGCGUAGUGGGAUUCAGCAAACACGGGGUCUUUCUUUCUUUGACCGCGAACAAGGGGGGCUCCUAUUCUAGGAAGUCCUUGUUCGACGACUGACGCUUCCCAGGUCUCUUAUGGAUUGAUAGAGGAACUGGAAGCCUGCUCAAGCAUCACUCCAGACAGG
Messenger RNA from Monascus purpureus, 1563 nucleotides. Lineage: Eukaryota; Fungi; Ascomycota; Eurotiomycetes; Eurotiales; Aspergillaceae. The record is from the annotation of a GenBank genome assembly.